AUGGACAUCACCUGGGACGAGUUUAACCUAUUUAUCGUCGACAGAUUGGAGCAGAUCAGACGACGCCGUACGCGCGAGGACCGAAUUACGGGAUGGGAGCUGGCGCACCGGAGGUUGAUCCAUGCGCGUGAUACGCUAACUCCUUCUGGAUUUGCUGAUUGGGCCGCGUCGAACGCGCAACUGGUACGGGAUUUUGUGGGUGACGCGCUCGUUCCAACCGCCGUCCAGAAUGCCGUCAAAACACUCUCCAGAUUCUAUUGGCCCGCCGAA
Mesorhabditis spiculigera is the source of this 270-nucleotide messenger RNA. The record is from the annotation of a GenBank genome assembly. Lineage: Eukaryota; Metazoa; Nematoda; Chromadorea; Rhabditida; Rhabditidae.